Molecule: messenger RNA, 2812 nt
Organism: Dreissena polymorpha
Lineage: Eukaryota; Metazoa; Mollusca; Bivalvia; Myida; Dreissenidae
Product: neuronal acetylcholine receptor subunit alpha-10-like
Exons: 4
Coding region: 29-1531 (500 amino acids)
Biological process (GO): regulation of membrane potential; nervous system process; monoatomic ion transmembrane transport
Cellular component (GO): neuron projection; synapse; membrane
Molecular function (GO): neurotransmitter receptor activity; transmembrane signaling receptor activity; extracellular ligand-gated monoatomic ion channel activity
Source: RefSeq, a predicted model, not a curated record
CGGAAAGAGACAAAUCCUGACGACGUACAUGUGGAUUUAUGAGAAAUGGAAAGACUCACACCUCACUUGGGAACCUCGUGAUUUCGACGGACUGGACCUGAUCAUGGUUCCAGCAACAUCCAUUUGGCUGCCGGACAUUUAUAUCUUUAAUAUAGCGGGCUCUUAUAAAGACGGAUUCGUCAAUGUCACCGGAAGUAAAGUGCUCGUUCAGCCAGAUGGUAACGUGACUUGGGCGGUUCCACUCCAUAUCAACAGCUAUUGUUCCGUUGACGCCACGUUUUUCCCAUACGAUAAACAAAUGUGCGAUAUCCAUUUCGGUUCAUGGAUCUAUGACAUUUCGCAACUGGAAAUCAGAACAUACACAGAGUCUGUCGAUCUCACGAGAUACAUCGUAAAUUCGGAGUUCGAUCUAACUAAAACCGAAAUGAGACAAACCGUCGAGCAUGCGGGCUGUUUCCCUGGAGACGGGAAACAUUCUAUGGUGCAUCUGAACCUGUUGUUGAGGCGUAAAACCAAUUACUACGAUUAUAUAGUCAUCGCUCCGACCAUAAAUCUGUGUGUGCUGACACUUGCCACGUUCUUGCUGCCAUGUGAGUGUGGGUGGAAAAUUGCAAUUGGUCUAACAGUGUUCCUUACUCUCUACGUUCUACAACUCCUAAUUGCAGAGAAUGUGCCGGACACGAAUUCGACCCCUUUGAUAAGUGUUUUCCUUCUUGUUGUCAUGUCGUUAAAUUGCAUUUCACUCAUUAUGGCAACGAUAAUCAUGAAUGUCAAGCGCAGAGGGUUGAAAGAUCCUCCACCACCAGUCCCAAAAAUGCUGCUACAUAUCUGUGAAAGCUGCUUGAGCAAAUUAAUCUGCAACUAUCUUUCCAACUGGAAACGAAUAGCCGCCAUAGAUAGAGUUGGUGAAGAAAGCGUCACAAUCUUUCCGCCAGACGACGAUUACGACGCUGAGGUCUACAGUUAUGAUGCAUGUCAAUACGUCGAGCUUCAAGACAUCACGCCCGAUGCUUCGAACGAUUCUAGUGUUGUACAUUCAACGUGCAAUGAUGACGUUACGACGUUAAAUGAAGAAUUAUCAAGAACUCAGACCUCCGAAUCCUCAUGUUUAUUAAAUAGUUUUGAUAGCCAAUGCCCAGGUGGAAGUAGAAGUGUGGAACCUUUGUUACAACCAGAUUUGAAUCAGAAUCCGUACCACAAAGGGCAUGAUAAUUGCAAAUAUAAUUGCGAAGAAUAUAGUGAUCUUUUGAUUGCACCUUUAGCUAGUAUUUGUUUACGUCCUGAUUACAUGUGCCGACAAAGACCAAAGCAAAGAUUGUCAUACAGACGGGCUAUAAAGUCCGGACACACUCUGGUCCGGGAACAAAACGGAAUUGGCCAUAACAACGAUUCUGUGAUCGAAAAUAUAAGCUUGAAGUACCAGUGGUUCUUUGUUGCUGAUGUAAUUGAUACGUUUGCAUUCUUUAUAUAUUUAAUUGUGAUGCUUGUUAGUAUAUUUUCUGUUUUGGUUAUCAUGCCUUUGUUCGUAUGAAUAUAUGCUUUACCAUAUUCCAGUCUGCUUCUGUAUAUAAUUGUCAGUACUCCGAUAGUGUGUCUUAGUAAAUACUUUCGAUUAAUGAACAUGGUUGUGUUUAAUUUGUUUAAAAUGUAAUUGAAUGAACUUUUAUUGUAUCUUAUUUAAUGGGGAAGUAAUGCUACAAGAUGUGCCAUUACGUAAUUAGGUGUUAACAUGCGUUAAAGCCGCGUUUGUGUAAGAACAUGAAGUGGGCUAUCAACGAAUUUGUGUUUUUACUCAGUAAAACCUUCAAAAGUAAUUUUUUACUUAUACAUAACAUGCUAGAUGUGCACAAUCGUAGUUUGCACUCCUAAGGUAUAUUUUAGGUGCGCACGCGUGAUUUACAUUACACAAACAAUAGCAAUACGAUGUUAAUGUUUAUUUGCAUUUGUUCACGUUUGCAAUAGUAUAUUGUAUAAAGCAACAAUACCCCUUUUCUGUCCAAAUUGUUCAAUAAAAAUAAACCCAGAACCGUAAAUUACCAAUAUUCAGAUUGCUUUGUUAAUUUUACACAAACAUAGUAAACUUUUUAAAAUCAAUAUAAUGUAAAGAUAUGUCAAUAUAUGUACAUCAUCUUUCUUUGAGCAGUAUGUAUCAUCUAAACUACCAAUUGUUUAACUUAUUGACUUCGCUGAUGAUUGGGGAGGGUGUGCAAACAUUUGUCCCAAACAUCUCUUGUUUCGUCAUCAUAGAAUUUACUUAUGCAUAAGAAUAAAAUAAUUCGCAUUUACUAUUAUGACACAUGUAAAAUCCUUUCAAAAUCAGACAUCGUUAUUAUUGAAUAAACUAUCAUUGGUGGAAAGUAUGAGCGUUAUUGAUACCGACACGAUUUGCAAGAAUUCUUCAUGCUGAUAGGUUCGCAUUUUAACGAUUUUGAUGUUAAUGUCUAUAGCUAAAAUAUCUUUAUUAAACAUCAAACAACUGAUAUUGUUCAAAACAACUGUUUGAUAUAAUUAAAGUAACGCGUGUGAUCAAUCACGCUUUACAAAUAAAAUAAUAACAUGAACAUUCUUAAUAAUUUUUUCUUGACAAAUAGCUUUGAAUAAAAAUGUAUUAUAUAAGACAUUAAUUGAUAUGAUACCCACACUCUAUAGUAUCAACACAAACCAAUUUAAAAUAUACCAUGCCUUUAAUAUGAUAUAGAUUAUUUAAAAAAACACGUAAUAAUACCAAAAAAUCAUAUACUUAUAUUCAUCGUUUUUUAUUAAUUAUCUAUUACGAACUAUAAUGUUAUUUGAUUAAAAGAAUCGUUCAUUA